AUGGAGCAACUUCACGUCUCUGUUUCCUUACGUGAAAUGUAUGAAGAAGGCCUUUUGGAGGAUGGUCGCAUCUUGAACGCUUUGUCUCUACCUUGCAGCACUUCAUACAGCGGUCACCUUUACAGUCCAUUCGAACAGACGUCUGACCUACCUGAGGACAUCUAUACAGCGGAGUAUCCUGUCUCGGUGACAAGUUUCUGGUUGGUUGCCAGAAAGGAGCCAUUAGUUACAUUCAUCCAGAUUGUUUUGGUGUCGGUACCAUCAUUGAGACAGGACAGCCGUAUCGAUGAGUACAUUAAUGAUUGGGCACCUGGAUUUAUUCCAGAUCCAGAGGAAUGGACUGCAGAGGUUGUCUUGCUUGAACCUGGUUCUGCCUUCUACAUGCAUCCCAACACUCACCAUGCAGUGGUGACCCUGGAGAAUUCCAUCGUAAAAGGUCACCAUUUCUACUCCACGGUCACACUCUCGAAAACUGUCUUGGGCUGGGUUCAUACCUGUAUGCUCGGUUAUACUAUUACAAACAUUUUGCAUGUUGAGCUCCAGGAGGUUCUCCUUCGUAUGAUGUGCUACUUUGGUGCAGUGAUCAGUGAUCAAGGACCUGAAAAUCAUGACACAGAUAUUCCCACCAUGACAAGAGAUGGACCUCUUGACUUCAUUGCGUUAGGAAAUCUCUGUCUAUUUGCACCUGCCUUGUACGCCUGUGUCACUGAGACCGAGGGAGACUCGAAACCUGCAAUUGCCAUGGCAGCCGGCGCAUACAUAUCCACAAUACAGUGUUUGCAGAUGAAAUAUUGUCUGGUUUUUCUCGAUGAUGACAAAGAUGUUGCUGUGCAGUCCCCGGAAUCAAUGAUGCGUGUCAAUGACCGGGUCACCCUGAGCGAUUUGAUUCUUUACGCUGAGACGGCUUUGCAAGCACAGAGGGCUUUAGGACAACAUGAAUCGGUCUUGUUCGAUACUGAGAUGUUUCAGCAAGAUAUUAAGGAUGCCAUGGAAACCUAUUUGCAGAUGGAGCUAUCAUCUGAGUUCCUCAAGGCUUACAAACGCCGGAAGAGGAAGGUUUUGCUCCUUAGGCCAAUAUUUUUGGUUCGGCAAAAGGCUGAAGUCCUACAAUCUGAUGCCCUGGAGGAUUGGUCGGAAACCGUCGACUAUGAUUUGUCUGAUGGUGAAGAAGAGGACCCUAAGGACGAAGAAGACUACCCCCCAACCAAUGUUUCAAACAUAAAUGAUGGGGAUUCAAGUGGCAUGGAUAUGACCGGGGAUGAUGAUGAUUCACAGGACAAGUCAGAAUCGACAUCAGAGAGAGAUUCUAAUGCUGGCUCAGAAUACAGGCCUGGACUCUGA
Messenger RNA from Desarmillaria tabescens, 1341 nucleotides. RefSeq lists its product as uncharacterized. Bases 1 to 1341 code for a protein of 446 amino acids. The record is from RefSeq and is a predicted model, not a curated record. NCBI's taxonomy places the organism in Eukaryota, Fungi, Basidiomycota, Agaricomycetes, Agaricales, Physalacriaceae. The transcript is spliced from 7 exons.